AGUUCUCAUUGGUGUUCCAGAUUGAUUGACAGGCGUGUUGUGGUCUUUGAUAGGUUCUGUGAUGGUGCCAGUCAAGAAGCCCCCUCCCGGCACCCUGUCAGUCAACACUGUGGGCACGCCCACCACCAGCGGCGCGGCCACACCAGGAAGUACACCAAACAUCUUCGCUGCUGCCACGGCAACGCCCAAGAGCAUGAUCAACACCACAGGUGCCACUGACUCUGCCUCUUCUUCCUCUUCUUCUUCCUCAUCCUUCGUCAACGGUGCGACCAGUAAGAACCUACCAGCCGUACAGACAGUGGCUCCCAUGACCGAAGAUACCGUCGAGAGCAUGAGUGUCUAUUGUGAGGUGGAGCAGUGUGAGCUGCGCAGUGGUUUGACUCCUCCUGAGCUCAAGCCCUUUAGCUCUCUGGCAGGCUUCCAGACAGCCCCCCGCGAUGCAGGACAGUGUCUUAGUAUCACCACUAAGUUGGAGCGUGCCCUGGAGAAGGUGGCCCCCCUCCUGAGGGAGAUCUUUGUGGACUUUGCUCCGUUCCUCUCUAGGACCCUGUUGGGUAGCCACGGCCAGGAGCUGCUCAUUGAAGGUCUGGUCUGUAUGAAGUCCAGUACUUCAGUAGUAGAGCUGGUCAUGCUGCUCUGUUCUCAGGAGUGGCAGAACUCUAUCCAGAAGAACGCUGGGCUGGCCUUCAUAGAGCUCAUCAAUGAGGGAAGAUUGCUGUGCCAUGCUAUGAAGGACCACAUUGUGCGUGUGGCCAACGAAGCAGAGUUUAUCCUCAACAGACAGAGAGCUGAAGACGUACACAAACACGCUGAGUUUGAGUCUAACUGUGCCCAGUACGCUGCUGACAGGAGGGAGGAGGAGAGGAUGUGUGAUCACCUGAUCAGCGCUGCCAAGCACAGGGACCAUGUGACCGCCAACCAAUUGAAACAGAAGAUACUCAACAUCCUGACCAAUAAGCACGGGGCGUGGGGUACGAUGUCACAGAGCCAAUUACAUGACUUCUGGCGUCUGGAUUACUGGGAGGAUGACCUGAGGAGGAGGCGGAGAUUCGUACGGAACCCCUUUGGCUCUACCCACCCUGACGUGUCACUCAAAGCCCUGGAGGACUAUGGUACUGAGGAGGAGGAAGAGGAGGGGCUAAAGUCUAAGAAGACGUUCCGCAGCCAGUCAGUGGUCAGUCAGAACCCGGAGGCGGAGCUUAUGCUGGAAGGAGAUGAUGACGCUGUCAGUCUGCUGCAGGAGAAAGAGAUGGACAACCUGGCAGGCCCUGUGGUGCUCAGUACUCCAGCCCAGCUGGUUUCUCCAGUAGUGGUGGUCCACGGGACUCUCUCCAUCACCACCACAGAGAUCUACUUUGAGGUGGACGAGGACGACCCGGCCUUCAAGAAGAUCCACACCAAGGUCCUGGCCUACUCCGAGGGUCUACAUGGCAAGUGGAUGUUCAGUGAGAUCAGAGCUGUCUUCUCCAGAAGAUACCUGCUCCAGAACACUGGUCUAGAGGUCUUCAUGGCCAACCGCACGUCUGUGAUGUUCAACUUCCCUGACCAGGCUACAGUGAAGAGGGUAGUCUACAGCCUACCCAGGGUGGGAGUAGGAACCAGCUACGGUCUGCCUCAGGCCAGGCGUAUCUCCUUGGCGACGCCUCGUCAGCUGUUUAAGUCGUCCAACAUGACCCAACGCUGGCAGAGGAGGGAGAUCUCCAACUUCGAGUAUCUCAUGUUCCUCAACACCAUCGCAGGGAGGACCUACAAUGAUCUGAACCAGUACCCAGUGUUUCCUUGGGUUCUCACUAACUAUGAGUCAGAGGAGCUGGACCUCACUCUGCCCGGCAACUUCAGAGACCUAUCCAAGCCAAUCGGAGCGUUGAACCCGAAACGAGCUGUGUUUUAUGCAGAACGCUAUGAUACCUGGGAGGAGGACGGAACGCCUCCGCAUCACUACGGCUCCCUCUACUCUACCGCUAACACCACACUGCUCUGGAUGCUGCGGAUAGAGCCCUUCACCACGUUCUUCCUGAAUGCCAAUGAGAACCAGUUUGACCACCCUGACAGAGCCUUCUCUGGCAUCGCACGGGCAUGGAGGGACUGCCAACGAGACACCGCUGACGUCAAGGAGUUGAUCCCAGAGUUCUACUACCUUCCAGAGAUGUUUGUUAACAGUAGUGGUUUUGAGUUGGGACAGAGAGAGGACGGGACUCCUGUGUCUGAUAUAGAACUGCCAGCCUGGGCCAAGAAACCUGAGGACUUCGUACGCAUCAACCGCAUGGCGUUGGAGAGUGAGUUUGUGUCGUGCCAGCUGCACCAGUGGAUAGAUCUGAUAUUUGGUUAUAAGCAGCGAGGGCCCGAGGCUGUACGAGCUCUCAAUGUCUUCCAUUUCCUGUCCUACGAGGGCUCCGUCACUUUGGAUACCAUCGCUGACCCCGCACAGCGGGAGGUCUGCGGGGCGCUCCAGGUUACUCCCUAGAACAGGCUCAUCACCUGCCCAUAGAGAUGGACCCUCUCAUUGCCAACAACUCAGGUGUGAGUAAGCGUCAGAUCACAGACCUGGUGGACCAAAGCAUCCAGAUCAACACACACUGCUUCGUGGUUACCGCCGACAACCGCUACAUCCUUGUCUGUGGCUUCUGGGACAAGAGCUUCAGAGUCUACUCUACCGAGACAGGUAAGCUGACCCAGAUAGUGUUUGGCCACUGGGACGUGGUGACGUGCCUGGCCCGGUCAGAGAGCUACAUCGGGGGGGACUGUUACAUCGUGUCGGGGUCCAGAGACGCUACCCUGCUGCUGUGGUACUGGAGCGGACGCCAUCACAUCAUUGGAGACAACCCCAACAACAGUGACUACCCUGCUCCUAGAGCUGUGCUGACGGGUCACGACCAUGAGGUGGUGUGUGUGUCCGUCUGCGCUGAGCUGGGACUGGUCAUCAGUGGGGCCAAAGAGGGUCCAUGUCUGGUCCAUACUAUAACAGGGGAUCUGCUGCGGGCCCUGGAGGGCCCAGAGUUGUGCCUGAGGCCCCGCCUCAUCUCUGUGUCCAGCGAGGGCCACUGUAUCAUCUGUUAUGAAAGAGGACGUUUCUGUAACUUCAGCAUUAAUGGGAAACUACUGGCUCAGAUGGAGGUCAACGACUCUACACGGGCGAUCCUGUUGAGUAGUGACGGUCAGAACCUGGUGACAGGAGGAGACAACGGGGUGGUGGAGGUGUGGCAGGCCUGCGACUUCAAACAGCUCUACAUCUACCCAGGCUGUGACGCUGGCAUCCGCGCCAUGGACCUCUCUCACGACCAGAGGACUCUGAUCACUGGCAUGGCGUCUGGCAGCAUCGUAGCUUUCAACAUCGACUUCAACCGCUGGCACUACGAACACCAGAACAGGUACUGAGGAGAGGAGGAGGAAGAGGAGGAUGAAGACGAGGAGGAGGAGAGGAGGAUGAAGAGGAUGAAGAGGAGAGGAGGAUGAAGAGGAGGAGAGGAGGAUGGAGAUGAGGAGCGGAGGAUGAAGAGGAGAAGGAGACGAGGAUGAAGAGGAGGAGAGGAGGAUGAAGAGGAGGAGAGGAGGAUGAAGAGGAGGAGGAGAAGGAGACGAGGAUGAAGAGGAGGAUGAAGGAGACGAGGAUGAAGAGGAAGAGAGGAGGAGGAAGAGGAGGAGAGGGGUAUGAAGAGGAGGAUGAUGAGGAGAAUGAAGAUGAUGAUGAAGAGGGGGAGGAGAGGAUGAAAAAGAGAGAGGGAAGGAGGAGGACUUAAAUAGAAGAAAUUGGAAGAGAGGAGGCGAGUUUAAAGGUCACGCUGUACGACCAUGAAGCAAGAGGAUAAAAAGGAACGGAAAACCCUUCGAACUUCCUGUGAUGAUGUCACUUGAAAAGGAAGAGAGCCCAGCUACUGUAAGACAUCUUCCAUUUGUGUGUACGUGCACGCUCACGUGCGCUGCCAUUUACAACCCUUUUACUGCAGCCACACGACACCCCGAAGGAUCCCUAAUAACAAUACACUAUGAUCAAAUAAGAAGAAGAUCCAAUCUACUACUAGACGUUGACUGGGUCGGAACCUGUAGGACUUAUAACAUGUGAGAACAGUCACUGGUCAAAACGCUUAUCGCUUCACAGGACUAAAUAACAAUUAGUACUAUUUGUUUAGUUGCUUUAGUUAUUAAGUUAGGUUUAUUUGGUUUAAGUUUAUUUAGUUAGGUUUAUUUAGUUAGGUUUAUUUAGGUCUAUUUAGUCAGGUUUAUUUAGGUCUAUUUAGUCAGGUUUAUUUAGUCAGGUUUAUUUAGUCAGGUUUAUUUAGGUCUAUUUAGUCAGGUUUAUUUAUUUAGUCAGGUUUUAAAUGAUAGGAGAUGUGGUCCAGACUACCAGAGAAAGAUGAAACUGGUAUAAACUGGAUUGAACUGGUCUAGACUAGAUUGAACUGGUCUAGACUAGAUUGAACUGGUCUAGACUAGAUUGAACUGGUCUAGACUGGAUUGAACUGGUCUAGACUGGAUUGAACUGGUCUAGACUGGAUUGAACUGGUCUAGACUAGAUUGAACUGGUCUAGACUGUAUUAAACUGGUCUAGACUGGAUUGAACUGGUUUAAACUGGUCUGAAGCAGUACUUCCCAUUGAAAAAAGCAUUGUUGGUUUAAACCCAAAUCUGUAUUUUUUCUGUAAGUUAAUAUUUAAAAAAUGUUUAUAUUAUUUUGUUUUGUUUUCAUUUAAUUUCUUUACAUUUAUUUUAUUUGUUUAAUUUACUAGUUUUUGUAGAAUUUGUUUUCAAAUCCCAGAAGGGUGAAAAUGAUUUUUUUGUAAAUACUUGUUCUGUUUCCUACUCUCUGUCUCUGAUUGACAGACAGGGAGAGAUCACAGUCCUUCAGUCACCACUCAGACCACGCCUAAUCACCUUUCAUUUAUCAAUGACUUUCUGUAUGUACAAUAAUGUGUAAUAAUGACGACGAUGAUGAUGAUGGUAAUGUUGUUGAUGACUGUGAAGAUGAUGGUAGAGGCGAUGAUGAUGGUAAUGUUGUUGAUGACUGUAAAGAUGAUGGUAGAGGCGAUGAUGAUGGUAAUGUUGUUGAUGACUGUGAAGAUGAUGGUAGAGGCGAUGAUGAGGAUGAAGAUGUGUUUUGCCAGAUAUCCACAAGAUGUCCUUUGUAUAUUUGGUGAUUGUUUUUGUCAACUGUGUACAUAUAAUAUUGCUUUCAGGCUACGACGGACAGACGUACGGACCGGACAGACGUACGGACCGGACAGGGAGUUUAAAUCAACUGAAUGAGAUUGAAAACGUCAAAAGGAAACCUUCGCUCACAUUUGUCAAUUAUUUAAAGAAAAAAAUAAACAAAAAAAAUGGAUUCAGUGUCAAACAUUUUCGUUUUUGUAUUCCCACCAAUCACAUAUCAUUAUUUAUUAGCGUGAUGAUUAUUUCCUGUCACAUGACCGUUUUGUUUUUUUCGGACAAUUUUUUUUUUUUAUCCUGUGGGAUUGUUUGUGCAUCGAUGUUUGUAUUUAAAGACGAUGAAAUCACGUGUGAUUAAUUAAUUAAGUUGUACAAUCUCACAGCUGUAAGCAAUAUCUUGAAUCUGUAGCCCAGAGAGAGAGAGGGAGAGAGAGGGGGGAGGGAGAGAGAGAGGGAGAGAGAGGGGGAGGGAGAGAGAGAGGUGAGAGAAGGGAGGAGAGAGAGAGGUGGGGGAGGGAAGAAGGGAAUAGAAGGAAAGUCAAGCGUGAGAUGUACUGUUAGUGUGUGUGUUAAGCCGUCUCGAUCUCUCUCUCUCACACACACACACAUAUUCACACACAUACUACAACAACAGGUUCAACUUACGUAUCCCCCCCCCCCCCCCCCUAAAAAAAAAGGGUCAAAUAUUUUUGGAUCUAUGAAAUCCUAAGCAAAACUAUUGUAUUCAUGUUUUAUUGCAAAGAUGUAAAAUAUGACCGUGUGAAAGUUGAAAGUUGAAAAAAAAGAAUCAAGAAAUAACAAAUAAAACGUGCAAAGAA
Molecule: messenger RNA, 5959 nt
Organism: Oncorhynchus kisutch (coho salmon)
Lineage: Eukaryota; Metazoa; Chordata; Actinopteri; Salmoniformes; Salmonidae
Product: neurobeachin
Biological process (GO): intracellular protein localization
Cellular component (GO): cytosol; membrane
Molecular function (GO): protein kinase binding
Source: RefSeq, a predicted model, not a curated record